Messenger RNA from Wasmannia auropunctata (little fire ant), 2550 nucleotides. RefSeq names its product repressor of RNA polymerase III transcription MAF1 homolog (gene Maf1). Lineage: Eukaryota; Metazoa; Arthropoda; Insecta; Hymenoptera; Formicidae. Gene Ontology annotation, cellular component: nucleus. The record is from RefSeq and is a predicted model, not a curated record. Gene Ontology annotation, biological process: negative regulation of transcription by RNA polymerase III. Gene Ontology annotation, molecular function: RNA polymerase III core binding. The coding region runs from base 1303 to 2010 and encodes 235 amino acids. The transcript has 5 exons.
ACACUUACGCCGUUGCGUCUCUAUGUGUGCGGUGAACGCGCGCUGACACCGAGUCGCAAUUAGAGUUGGUAAACUGGUCGGACUUGCCGCGCGAGGAAGGUCGAGCUGCAUCGUCGGGUGUUGUAUGCGGGACGGAUUACCAGCGAAAUCGACAAGUGCCAUCGCGGUCCAAGGAGGAGGAGGAGGAGGAGAGCAAAGUUGUUCCGCGGCGGUGACCGUGAUAAAUACUACUACGUAUUCAGCAGCGAGCGCGACAAUGUCCGUGUUUAUGGAUUGUUAUCGUCAGUAGCGGGCUAACGCUACGCGUGAGGCAUUUGUGUCUUCUCGACAGUGCGUAUAUAUACAUCUCCGUCUCUCUCUCUCUCUCUUCUCUCUUUCCCUCCGCGCGCGAGAAGGAAACUGGCCACCCGCGGGCUGAGCAUCUGACGUCUCCUGUCAAAUUCGGGAGAAACUCCGGGAAAAACUCCUGCGUCCCUCCGCCGCUCCUGUGCGCUCUGUUUAACGUGCGUGCGCGUGUGCGAGCGUGUGUGCGUGUGUGUGGAGCGUCCGUUCGCUCGGCCUUCGCCGAAGAGACGUUUCAUUUUUCCCUCCGAGCUCAGUCUCGUAAUCACGAAGAAAGAAGGAACGCGCCUUUGUUUAUCGGCGGAUUCGUCGCAUUCGUCGCGUCGCGUCGCGUCGCGUCAACGCUCAACUCUCUCUCUCUCUCUCUCCCGCAUCUCGUGUGUGUCCCGUGUUCUCUCUCACUCCUCUCCCUCCUCUCGUAUCAAAGAGCGGGCGGCGCACGUAGGACAAAUACCUCAUCUGUGUGUGCGCGACUCCCCGGGGGAGUGAAGGACCUUGAUCUCGCGCUCGCCGUGAGCCCGCAACUGGAACUCGAUCGCCUUUUCCCCCAAAUCCUUAACCAGCUAUCUGUAAUGUGCAAGUUCAGCAACGAAGCCGGGAAGACCAGUACGUCGACAAUUAAUCUCGUACACUCGAAAAGGAAAGGAAUCUUCAUACACAUAAAAGAGAUGCUCAACGACCCGAUAAGUCCGCGAAGUCAAAGAAGCUACCUGACGUUUCGCUUGCACUGAACGGGCCCGGUCGUCGAGGAAUCUGAGCAAAACUUAUCCGAGAUUCGCCUGAACAGCGAGGACCCAGCGUGGGGUCAACGACGAGAUGUCAACGUUGUAAGUCGGGUGUAACCCGGCCGAAGGGGUGUAACCGACGCGAUCACUUUCCAAGUUUCCAAUCUCUCCGAGGCAGGAGCCCGCAGUUUUCUUUUCCGCAUUGAACCCGAGAGAUCGCUGUUAUCAAAGCAGAAUGAAGCUGCUGGAGAAUUCGCAUUUGGAAGCUAUAAACAGUGCCUUGUCCAUCAAGACCGGAGAUAGCAAGAUAAUCGGGAGGAUCGAGAGCUACUCCUGCAAAAUGACAGCCAACGACAAGCAGAUGUACAAACGGUAUAACGCGGAGCAGGGGGGCACGCCGCACGAUCUGCAAGCUCUGUCACCACCGCAGACGUCUUUGGGAACGUCCCCGGCUCAGGGAUGCUUGAGCCGUAGCGUUUCCGGUGACGAAGAGGGUCCGCUGUGCGACACGAUCAGCAGGAAGACGUUGUUUUAUCUGAUCGCCACGUUGAAUUCGACCUUCAAUCCGGACUACGAUUUCUCGGACGCCAAGAGCCACGAGUUCAGCAAGGAGCCGAGCCUGCAGUGGGUGAUGAACGCGGUCGACGGCAAUCUCAACGCUACCGCGGGCGAUCACUAUCGGUCAUUGCGCUCCGCUCUCUGGGCGGCCGUCGACAAAGAGAUAUCGUUGCACGGGUGUGAUAUUUACAGUUACAAUCCAGACUUCGCGUCGGAUCCUUUUGGGGAAGAUGGAUGUCUGUGGUCCUUCAAUUAUUUCUUCUACAACAAAAAGCUGAAGCGCAUCGUAUUCUUCACGUGCCGAGCGAUAAACCCUCUCUACGUGCCGGAUUCCGGAUUUGGUAGCGACUUCGCCAUGGACGAGGAUGACGAAGACGGCUAUUAGAUUAUUUUUGCGCGUGCACACACACACAUACACACCACACACACACACACACACACACACACACACACACACACAUAUGAAUUCAUGUUUGCAAUUCUUAGUCCACAAAUUUUGACUCUCUUCGUACUACUUUUAUUUUUAUUAUAAAUCAGUCAAAAAUAUUUUUUGAAUAUGGCUUUUAGAAUUUCUGUGUUUGACACUAAUAUGUCACUAAUAUGUCACUAUGCGACAAAAAUCUCUUAGAUUGACUUAGAUGAUAAAAGUCUUAUACUUUCGUAGUUUAUUAAGCGACACUGACGUUGAAUACCUUUCAAUGAAAAAUCUCUCACAAGGAAUAAUCAUUUCCUUUAAGAAGUAGAUUAUAUGAUACCAUAUUAUCCCUUUAUGAAAGAUCCUUGCAAAUUUAUUAGAGCAAGCUAUAAGAAUUCUUCUCUGUCUUUGUGAUGUAUUACGUUAUCAUACUCUCGAUAUAAUAUUAAACAUAUAUUUUGAAGGCAAAUUGUACGUAAUAAAAUCCAAUAAUAAUUCUGUUACAUGUAA